This is a messenger RNA of Humulus lupulus (European hop), 2173 nucleotides long. Its product is annotated as U3 small nucleolar RNA-associated protein 18 homolog. The transcript is spliced from 2 exons. The record is from RefSeq and is a predicted model, not a curated record. Gene Ontology annotation, biological process: rRNA processing. Gene Ontology annotation, molecular function: protein binding. Gene Ontology annotation, cellular component: Pwp2p-containing subcomplex of 90S preribosome; small-subunit processome. NCBI's taxonomy places the organism in Eukaryota, Viridiplantae, Streptophyta, Magnoliopsida, Rosales, Cannabaceae. Bases 25 to 1848 code for a protein of 607 amino acids.
CUACUUACCUGUAAGUUCUCCUUCAUGGAGGGUUUAACACUUAGCCGUCAGUUUGUUUACUCAGACGAUCUUUCAGUUCUCUCUCUUUUUCUUUCUGCCGCCGACCGAGUACCGCUUCCGCCGCUAGGACAGGCUUUUGUUUUGCGAGAGAUGAGUUUAAUAUCUCAAAAUGUUAUCCGUAAGGCUAAGAGGGAGAAGAAUGUUCCACCUUUGUAUUCACAAGAGAGUGAAGACGCUAAUAAUGGAAAAGAAUCUGACAUGGAUACGUUAAAGAUCAAAAAGAGAAAAAAAGUACUGAAAGAAGAGGAUGAGAAAGUGGUGGUUGAGCAAGAAAGGGAAAUGAAGAAGCUUGAGAGCGUUUUGUUUGGAUCCCUUUAUUCGCCAGCUGGGUUUGGGAAGGAUGAUGAGGAAGAAGCCCAAGCUGGGUUUGACAAAGGGUCUGCUUUGUACUUUGUGGACCGCUCUGCAAAUAAGGCCCUCACUGUUUGUGAUGAGGUUGAUGAAGUAUUGGCAGAAACUUCUGAUGAGGAGGAAGGUUUGAAGGUAAGGAAACCUGUAUGGGUUGAUGAGGAAGAGCAGAGGGCCAAGAUUAAUAUUGCUAAAGUUAACAGAUUAAGGAAGUUGAGAAAGGAAGAGGAUGAGAGUUUAAUUUCUGGUUCAGAGUAUGUGUCAAGAUUGAGGGCUCAACAUGCUAAGCUUAACCCGGGCACAGAAUGGGCUCAACUUGAUAGGAAAGCAAGGGGUGAUGGGUUCUCUGAUGAUGAAUCAUCGGAUGAAGAAAAUCAGGCAGUACUAGCCCGUGGCUACAAGGAUGUUGAAGGUGUUGAUGAUCUUCUCAGAAGCAAUGAGGAUGUUGUUGUGAGAAGCAGUGCUAAAUUGUUGCCGGGACUUCUUGAAUUUUCAAGACUUGUAGAUGCGAAUGCACAAGAGCCAUCUAAGGGUCCUAUAAAUUCUGUGCAGUUUCACAGAAAUGCUCAGCUGUUACUUACUGCUGGAUUAGAUCGAAGGCUUAGAUUUUUUCAAAUUGAUGGCAAAAGAAAUACUAAAAUUCAGAGCAUCUUCCUUGAGGAUUGUCCCAUUCGAAAGGCUUCUUUCAUGCCUGAUGGGUCUCAGGUCGUUAUAGCAGGGAGGAGGAAGUUCUUCUAUACUAUGGAUUUAGUGAAAGCAACAGUUGAUAAGAUAGGCCCACUGGUUGGUAGAGAAGAAAAAAGCUUGGAGUUUUUUGAGGUUUCUCCUGAUUCUAACACGAUUGCAUUUGUGGGCAAUGAAGGUUAUAUCUUGUUGGUCUCAUCUAAAUCAAAAGAAUUGAUUGGGACACUAAAGAUGAAUGGAACAGUUCGUUCUUUAGCUUUCGCUGAUGAUGGGAGGCAAUUACUGAGUUCUGGAGGGGAUGGGCAGGUUUAUCACUGGGAUCUGAGAACAAGAUCUUGCUUACACAAGGGUGUUGAUGAAGGUUGCCUAAAUGGUACAGCUCUAUGUACAACUCCAAAUGGAUCAAUGUUUGCAGCUGGUUCAGACAGUGGAAUCGUCAAUAUUUAUAACAGAGAUGAGUACUUGGGGGGGAAGAGAAAGCCUAUGAAGACCAUUGAGAAUCUAACCACGAAAGUAGAUUUCAUGAAGUUCAACAAUGAUGCUCAAAUCUUGGCUAUAUCUUCUAGCAUGAAGAAGAACAGCUUAAAGUUGGUACAUGUUCCAUCGUUUACUGUAUUUUCGAACUGGCCUCCACUGAAUAGGAACCUCCAGUAUCCCCGCUGCUUGGAUUUCAGUCCCGGUGGAGGGUUCAUGGCCAUGGGAAAUGCUGCUGGGAAAGUGUUGUUAUACAAAUUGCAUCAUUAUAAUCACGCUUAGAUCAUCAGAGAGGAUGCAAUCCAUUUAUGGUUACAGCUGAGAAAGCCAAGCCUAUUUGGAAGAGAAGCAAUAUCUUCUUAUGUCACCUUCAUACUGCUCUCAUGGCAACAACUUUGAACCAAAAUUUGCCUUGAACAGGUGUAAAGGUAAAGGUUUCUUGAUGACUCCAGACAGUCCCUAGAGCUGCAUUUUUAGUUACUGUUUAUGUAUUGGAGUGGAGCACCAAAUUUGGCUGCGAUAGAAAUUUUGUUCCGUUAUCUUGAUAAUGUAAAACUGAGGUUUCAUAUUUGCGAAUCUAAUUGUAGUAUCAGUUUUUGUUACAGAA